UUCACUCUUAAAACUGUUCCCGUUCAAAAUCCUUAAACAAUAUCUCAAACCCGUUUUAAGCUGGUCGAGCGGAGUGAGACAAUUGUUUUGUCAGCCGGCGUAAGCUAUAUGUGGAAACCACCAAGUAAGUUCAUAAAGCUAAGUGAUUGGAAUUAAAUUCUUUGCUGUUUUCUUAAGGUAGAAUAAAAAUGGAAAGUGUAUUCUUUAAAUUAAAAUAGGUGACAAGGGAAGGGAAUGGAAUGUGACAAGGAACAUGGCAUUGCUACUACUCCUCAUGAUGUUGUUUUGCCUUCAUCCCAUUCAUGCAACACCUUAUCCUUCACAAAAUUCCCAGGUUUCAGACUUCAAUCAAAGCCAUAUUUUUGGAGACGAAGGAAAGAUGGAGCAACUGUCUUCAACUAAACUUGAAGUGAGACAAGAGAUAACAACAGUUCAAAGACGUGGCGGCGGCGGUGGAGGUGGCCAUGGCGGCGGCGGUGGCCAUGGUGGUGGUCACGGUAUCAGUGGGAGAGGAUCACAAGGCGAUGAGACGCAUUCAGGGCAUGGGAAUGCAGCUUUGAUUCCCUUGUAUACUGCUGGUGCAAUGAACCACCACCGUAUCAAUAACAACCACCACCACCAUGGUGCUAACAGUGCCACUCUCAACAGCAGUGGUUGGGCCUACUUGUUCUGUGUUGUCUUGGCCUCACUUUUCCUACUCUCUUCUACAUAGUAAAAUUUUCAAACACUGGAUUGCAUCACUCUCUACUUUUGGAUGUGUAAGAUAUUUAAACUAUCUGAUUUUAUUGUUUGUA
Cornus florida is the source of this 794-nucleotide messenger RNA. RefSeq lists its product as uncharacterized. The coding region runs from base 254 to 712 and encodes 152 amino acids. The record is from RefSeq and is a predicted model, not a curated record. The transcript is spliced from 2 exons. NCBI's taxonomy places the organism in Eukaryota, Viridiplantae, Streptophyta, Magnoliopsida, Cornales, Cornaceae.